Opisthorchis viverrini is the source of this 3348-nucleotide messenger RNA. RefSeq lists its product as hypothetical. Gene Ontology annotation, biological process: homophilic cell-cell adhesion. The transcript has a single exon. NCBI's taxonomy places the organism in Eukaryota, Metazoa, Platyhelminthes, Trematoda, Opisthorchiida, Opisthorchiidae. The record is from RefSeq and is a predicted model, not a curated record. Gene Ontology annotation, molecular function: calcium ion binding. The coding region runs from base 1 to 3348 and encodes 1115 amino acids. Gene Ontology annotation, cellular component: plasma membrane.
AUGAGUGUGGCUCCACUGACAAAGUAUAACCUUUCCAAGCUUAGAACCGCGUGCCUGACAAUCAUGUGUUUGACUCUAAUGAACAGUGCUCUCGCAAACAGAACUGCUCAUCUCCGCUACGUAAUCAGUGAGGAGGUGCCUGUGCAAACUCUUGUUGGCAACAUCAUCUCCGACAACAACUGGUUGAAACAGCUCCGCAGCAAUGUCAACAAGACAGGCACCGGGGACUUGCAUUGUUCUUGGUUCAGUUCCGGACCGACCGAACUGUUCAAACUUGAACCGCAGACUGGUAAAUUGUACACACAUACUCGACUGGAUCGUGAAACAUUGUGUCUUACCGGUGGUUCAUCCAACAGGGCUGAGAAGGACAGCUGUUUUCUGGAAUUUGCUGCCGUAUGCAGGUCGGCGGAUUCGACCAAUGAAAACUGGGUUUCCAUACUAAUCGAAGUCAAAGAUAUCGACGACAACGGUCCGGUGUUCUUGGAACGACUAUCCAGCAGCUGGACUGGUGCACAAACGCUCCGGAUUAGCGAAGAUGUCCCUGUGGGAUUUAGGCACCCCCUGCCUGCAGCCUAUGAUCCGGAUGUGGGGAUCAACGCACAGGUGUCUUACAGUCUUGAGAAUAAUUCAACACUUGUUGGUAGUAGUACAUCUAGUCCAUUUGGUAUUGAAGCCAAUUCAGCAAACGUCUAUCUCGUUGUGAAACACGCUCUGGACUACGAGAAAGAUAAGAUGUAUCCCCUGAAUUUGAGAGCAUGUGGUCGGAAACUAACUCGAAUGAAAUGUGAUAUCCUUCCUUUACACGUAUUGAUUCAAGAUGUCAACGACAACCCACCGGUUAUUGUAUAUCCCCCGAAACCCAAUCACAUUAUCACGGUGUCUGAAGCCACUCCGAUUGGCGCCCUCCUGAUUAAAGUCGAAGCCACUGAUGAAGACACCACGGAGGCCGGUCGAAUCACCUAUAGUCUGCUUGACUCGCCCAGGCGACGUCUGGACUCCGUUGAAGACGGAAAGUUCCUUCCCUCAUCAACCGAAAGCCAUCUAUCUCCUUUCAAAAUCGAUCCAGACAGCGGUGAACUUCGCCUCACUCGGACGCUGCCUGCCAGCAAUCCAACUGCCCUGGAUACCAUCAUUCUUGCUUCAGAUAACGGGGUUCCAAGAAGAACUGCCUCCAUGCGUCUGACAGUCCAAAUUGCCGAUACAAACAACCACGCUCCGGAGAUUGAAGUGAAGCGAACCGGGUGCCAGCGAACCAAUCUAGAUCCGACUGAGCUGACUGUCCCGUAUGCGGUGGAAUCUGGUGCUCACCUCUGCCUAUUCAUUGUUUCCGAUGCUGACCUCGGUCAGAACGCCCAGGUGGAUUGUCAGAUUCAAGCAGGCAACGAUGAGCUUGAGAGAGCGUUCAAUCUGCGAUUCGCCCUGGUCAGUACAGGACUGGUUUCAGGAAAACAGUUGUUUAUGCUCCAAGCUGAUCGACCACUCACCACUAUGGGGACAUCCCUUGAUUCCCUUGAGAAAAAGCAUCCGGUUGGUACACUCGUGAUUGCGUGCAACGAUCAGGGAGAACCUUAUCGCUUGACCUCAUCGAUUCAGCUAAAGAUCAAACUGACAGAUACUACUGAAAUGUGCUUUGAACAAACACUUUAUCAGUUGACGUUAGAAGAAACAGCUGAACCGAUAAAUGACCUUGUUCGACCACAAUUACAAGAUAUCACACAGCGAGUCCGUUAUGAAUGGAAGACCACACCGAAUCCCGCCCCUCCAGAUGAAUCUUACACAGCUUCGGAUGAAGGAUGCAAGCAGCUGUUUGUAGACACAGAGACGGGUGCGAUCGCCGCUCCCUAUGGCCUGGAUCGAGAGAUCGCGCCUCUCCUUCGUUGUACUCUUCAAGCAACCGAAACAGACGGUGAUCGUUUGGUGUUUUCCGCGACGGCGGACAUUCACAUCACCGUGACAGACAUCAACGAUAACUCCCCAAAACUGACUCCUAGUCUGCUUCACAAAGGAUUCUCCGUCAUUGAAUGGGAUAGCUACUCCGAGAUAUACACGGAUCAGCUGGUGUAUCCUCAAAAGAUCGGCGCAGUCACUGCGGAAGAUCCGGAUGCUGGGGAGAAUGGGACCGUGAUAUUUCGACUGGACAGCGUUACGGCAGAGCGAGCGUUCUCAUCCGCGCCGUCACUACGGCCGUUGUCAGUGUUGUUAGGGCACGACGCGGAUGUGAUUGAAAUACCUUUACCAAACUUCCGAUUAGAUCCAACUACCGGACAGGUAACACUCCCUAGAGAACACCACCGGCUAAUUGACCGAGAACUGGUUUCCGCCUACUUGCUCCGUAUCUCGCUGGAGGACUGUGGAAAAGUGGAGAGACGUAGAAGCCUUCAAGAAAUUCGAGUAAGCGUUUUGGACGUCAACGACAACCCCCCAAGAUGGCACACACAAAGCGGUCGACAAGAAUUUGGUGAACCCGUUGCUCUGCAACCCUUGUGGACUGCAGUUCCUGGAGCUGUGUCUGAGUUGAUCACUGACUUGAAAGCGUCGGAUGCAGAUCAAGGAGAGAAUGGCAAACUCUCUUUUGCUCAACUCGGUUGGGAAAAACUACCAAAGUUUGUGACUCAAGGUAGAUCUCCACUACCUGUGCGCGCGUUUCACCUUUACGAUAGCGGAAGAGUAAGACUGUGGACGUCAUAUUUGAGCAUGACUCAAGAAUAUGUUUUUGGUGUAAUCGUACACGAUCAUGGAACUGCGCGAAAACUGCAAACUUCUGGAUAUGUUGUCGUCAAACAAAGCGGACUGAUUCCAAACGUGAACAACACGCCAAUGUCUCCAUCUUCGACUACCGAUCAGAAACGAGUUCAUUUUGCAACCCAGAAAGGGCAUGGCUCUUUCCCCUGGAUCGCGUUCUCCCCCGAUCGAUUUAAAACUAUAAUUAUACUACUAGCUUGUCUUGGAGUUGUAUCAGUUGCGGCUGGUGCAGCCAUUAUAUUUGCGUUGAGCCGGAAUCGAUCGAGAAACAAGGGGCAAGACUCACAAAGAUUGCAAAAGGUAACACCACAACUGAGGCCAGAUGACUCGUUGAUGAAGACGCAUCUCCUCGACCAACCGCCUGUAAUGGCAUUGAUUGGUGGUGAUUACUUUUCAGACGUCACACGGAACGGCUGUGACCACGCUGCUCCCGCACUUGUAAAUCAUACGUCCUACUCUCCAGUUCUGUUGGGAGAUGCAACUACUCCAGGAACCUUUUCGCUAUCGUCCGUAUUAUCCACCGCUCAGAAGUUGCCGUUUCCCAGUCAAUGGAAUAGCAAGAUGUCAUACGGUCCCACACAAAACGACAUCAUUCGUUAUGGAUAG